AUAUGGUUGGGGAUGGCUCUCGGCGGCGGGCGGGCAGCUGCGGUAGCUGCUGCUGGAGCUCGGGCGGCGGCGGCCUCGGCGGCAGCAGCCUAAGAGGCGGCGGCGGCGGCGGCGGCGGCAGCGGCAGAGGCGGCAGAGGCAGCGGCAGCAGAGGGGCUCCGGGUUCGGACCAUCCGCUCUCCCUGCGUUCUGUGCACCUCGGCUUAAAUGAUGUAUUUUGUGAUUGCAGCGAUGAAAGCUCAAAUUGAAAUUAUUCCAUGCAAGAUCUGUGGAGACAAAUCAUCAGGAAUCCAUUAUGGUGUCAUUACAUGUGAAGGCUGCAAGGGCUUUUUCAGGAGGAGUCAGCAAAGUAAUGCCACAUACUCCUGUCCUCGUCAGAAGAAUUGUUUGAUUGAUCGAACUAGUAGAAACCGCUGCCAACACUGUCGAUUACAGAAAUGCCUUGCUGUAGGGAUGUCUCGAGAUGCUGUAAAAUUUGGUCGGAUGUCAAAAAAGCAGAGGGACAGCUUAUACGCCGAGGUACAGAAACACCGAAUGCAGCAGCAGCAGCGAGAUCACCAGCAGCAGCCUGGGGAGGCAGAGCCACUGACUCCUACCUAUAAUAUCACCACCAAUGGGCUAACGGAGCUUCACGACGACCUCAGUAAUUACAUCGAUGGUCAUACCCCCGAAGGUAGCAAAGCAGACUCCGCAGUUAGCAGCUUCUACUUAGACAUACAGCCUUCUCCAGAUCAGUCGGGUCUUGAUAUUAAUGGAAUCAAACCAGAACCAAUAUGUGACUACACACCAGCGUCGGGCUUCUUCCCUUAUUGCUCUUUCACAAAUGGAGAGACUUCUCCGACUGUAUCCAUGGCAGAAUUAGAACACCUUGCACAGAAUAUUUCCAAGUCACAUAUGGAAACUUGCCAGUACUUGAGAGAGGAGCUACAACAGAUAACAUGGCAGACCUUUCUCCAGGAAGAGAUUGAAAACUAUCAGAACAAGCAGAGAGAAGUAAUGUGGCAGUUGUGCGCGGUCAAAAUAACAGAAGCUAUUCAGUAUGUAGUGGAGUUUGCCAAACGCAUUGAUGGAUUUAUGGAACUGUGUCAAAACGAUCAAAUUGUGCUUUUAAAAGCAGGUUCUUUGGAAGUGGUGUUUAUCAGAAUGUGCCGUGCCUUUGACUCUCAGAACAACACCGUAUAUUUUGAUGGGAAAUAUGCUAGCCCUGAUGUAUUCAAAUCCUUAGGUUGUGAAGACUUUAUUAGCUUUGUUUUUGAAUUUGGAAAGAGUUUAUGUUCUAUGCACCUGACUGAAGAUGAGAUUGCAUUGUUUUCUGCAUUUGUAUUAAUGUCUGCAGAUCGCUCGUGGCUGCAGGAGAAGGUAAAAAUAGAAAAAUUACAGCAGAAAAUUCAACUAGCACUUCAGCAUGUCCUACAGAAGAAUCAUCGGGAAGAUGGAAUAUUAACCAAGUUAAUAUGCAAGGUGUCUACAUUAAGAGCACUAUGUGGACGACAUACAGAAAAGCUUAUGGCAUUUAAAGCAAUAUACCCAGACAUUGUGCGACUUCAUUUUCCUCCGUUAUACAAGGAGUUGUUCACUUCAGAAUUUGAGCCAGCAAUGCAAAUUGAUGGGUAAAUGUUAUCACCUAAGCACUUCUAGAAUGUCUGAAGUACAAACAUUUAAAAAAAAAAUUAACCAAGACACUUUAUAUGGCCCUGCACAGACCUGGAGAGCCAACACACUGCACAUCUUUCGGUGGUCGGGGUCAGGCAAAGGAGGAGAAACAGUGAAAACAAAUAAAAGUCGAAUUUGUUUUUCUCAUGCAUAUGAUUUCCAUUAUGCCUACAGAUCUGGACCCUUUUUCUGUCUUGGCUUUCUUGACCUUUGACCUCUGUUUACAAGGUUGUCUUUUCUUGUAGCUCACUGCCCACAGACUUUCUACCAAGUAACCAGUCUUUCUAGUCAGAACAGAGAAGUCCAAUAGUAACCAGGGACGGCUGGGUAUGCAGAGCAGAGGUUGACUGCCCUGGUUUGUAUAGCCUGCUCAUUGUCUCAUGAAGGAAGAUUUUUAUUUUUUUCACCUAUUAUUGCCAGUAGGCAGGACAGCACGGAAAGGGUCCAUAGCAAUAGCAACAAUAGCAUUAUAAUAUAUUACAGGGUAAAUGGGCAUGAAGACUAUAUAUAGCUAAAGAGAUAUUGUUUAUAUAUUGUUUUAAUUAAUAUAAAAUGUAGUAACUGGUAUAGCUUUUCUUGUUGAAUUGAUAAGGCACUUUUCAUUUUGCACCUUUUUUUCUUUAAAUUAAAUGCUAGCGUGUUCAUUGUUGUGUCGCACGUGCACCAGAAAGGCAAGUUUAACUGAAAAAAAAAAAGGCUUGGAAGGUACGCGAGGAGGUGUUUAUGCUGCUGUUUUCAAAAAAUACUUUUAAAAGAAUGGCUGGUCAUAUCUAGAAAUGAUUAUGUUCAUUUUUCAUACACGGACUCUGAGUCUGAAACUGACAUAGCCCUAAAGGACGCUUUGCCUUUUGGCAAGUUUUAAAAAACGAAUGUAUUUAAGCUUCCUAAAAAAGUAUAAUUGCAACUCUAGGUGGAGACUGAGCGUGCAGACUGUUAGGCACAUUUGGAAAAACUUUUAAAAUGCCACUUGUUCUCCUCACUACACCGCCCCCCAAAUCCUAUAGCCCUAAUUAUGCAGAAUCCAGUAAUUGUAUAUAGACAUCUCCCAGUAGCAAUCAUUGAGCUUUGGAACAAAUCCAUAAUGAGUGUAUUUAUUGGAAUUUACUUUUUACUACUAGAACAAAUUUGUGGUCAUAAAGCACAGACUAAAGGGAGGCAUGAGUUAGGGGCAAAAGGGGUCGGAAUCCUGAAAGCAUAUCACUGAAUAAACUCUAAAUUAGCUAUUCUAGAAAAUAUUGCACUCUUCAUUUUGUAGUCAGCAGAGGGUAGGACAGGCAAGAUGUGUUGAACCAUUUUAUCUUAUUUGUUAAAUAGUGAGUAAAAUGUCUUUAUGUUUAGAAAGUGAAGCUGAUACCACCAGUACAUAGUGUCUUCAGUAGGAAAAUCAGGGCUGCAGUUUAUUUUGUCAUAUCAGUAGGAAUGUAGUUGGGGUUCUCAUGUAGUGGGAGAAGGGGGACUUCCUCCAUUCCCAUAGGAAAGGAGUAAUUUCAAGGUACAGUGAGCUUAUUUCCAGAACAGGAUGGUCAUUCCUUCCUCUUAAGUGUAUAAGUGUUCAUUUUGGUCCCACAAGGUAUCAUACUGAGCUCCAAAACAUGGGAUUUUAGACACCUGAUUUUCUACUUGGUUUUUUUUUUUGUGUUGAACUCUUCAGCCCUGUUACCCAUAUGCUACUCUAUGCCUCAGGGCAAAAAGUAUUUGAUGGCUGUGAUAUUGUUUGAUAACUGUCACACUCACAAGGGACCUGAAUAUUUUCAUUCUAUUUCAUCGUGCUAGAAGCAAAAGAGUAGUGCCAAAUGUAUUUGCAAGGACAAUUUUUUUCAGUAGCAGGAUGGAACUCAUACACACAAAGAGAAUGUGCAAAGCCAGUCUUGCUUUCUGGAAUUGUGGUCACCCACAGUUUUCUGGAACGGGUUUUUGUAGCUAGUCACUCAAUCUCAAAUACAAACUUUCCCCACAUUUCUUCAAUAUACCUUGCCUCUCAUCUGCACAAGGCCAAGAGGACUUCUACAGCUUACACUAAGAAGAGAAUGUCCUUUGUGGCCUCAAGGUAACAAAUGGAACUUCAAUCAGUUCUUCCUAUACACACAGAAACCUUUACUUUUCCAUUAGAAUUUUCUCCUGAAUCUUUCCCAUGGAAUAUUGAUUUUAACUUUAUAUUCUGUUGCCAUUUUGGGCUUCAGAAAAAAAAAUCAUUUAAUUCAUAUUCAUUUGACUCCUUUGUUUAGGGUUUUUGAAAAAGUAGGGAAUUUCUUUGGAUGGUGGAUCUGUAUGAAACCUAAAUAAUGGCUUGAAUAUUAUAUAGAUACAUAUACAUGACACAUGUAUUUUUUAUCAGUAAUCAUUGUCUAACAAUAAACAGAAAAUGAAAAUAAACUAUUUAAAUACCCUAACAUGUGGCUACAUAAAGAAUGAUUGUCAGUUAACAGAAAGUAACAGUCAAAAUUGUUCAUUUAGAAAAAUAUGCUCCCCUAGGAAUCCAUUGUCAGUUUCUGCAAAGUAUAUAUACUAAGUCAAUCCAAGGUCUUUAUUUGUCCAUUAUAUCCUACUGGGCUGACUAAUGAGUUACUGUAUAUCUUUAUUUUUCUUUGAUUGGUUUCAUUGUAAGUCAUUUCUGAUUUACUAAAUUUUGGAGGUGGUUUUAUUAAAGUAUGUUAACUUUUUUUAACCAAAGCUUUCUGAAUAUGACCAGCCUCAGGUGCUAGUACUUUUAAAGAGCAACUAAACUUAAUUUCAGUGUCCAUUUUCAAGAUUCCAGUGAGCUGAGCUUUUCUAAGGGUGAGACAGACCUUGAUGUUGAACAUAUGUUGAGAUUGCUGUGAUACCUAUUCUAGAAAAGAUCUAACAUUGUACCAGAUGUAAAUCUUGGGUAUCAUCACUUCAGAGUAGCAUCGCUUCUGAAGGAGAGGCAGGGAUAAAUCAAGAUAGAGCAAUAUAAUGCUGCUACCAGGUCUUUUUGGAAGACCAAGGGGAUGUUAAAUAUUAUGAGCUAGACACAUUUUUAUAGGACUAGACCGUUAGGAUCCAAGAUCUGAAGUGUGGUGAUAUAUCCCAUUAAUGAUAUGCUGUGCUUAAAUGAAUGUGAAAAACUGAAUUUUCACUUUCUGCUCUCAUUUCUUCCUUGUUAUAGAAACAUCUACAAUAUGUAUUCCUUUGCUAACGUGGGAAUAAUUAUUUUUAAUGAUUCUUAUAAUUGAAGUUGCCUGUCCCUAAAAAGUAUCCACCAGAGAUUUCUUUUUUCUUUCUUUUCUUUUUGGACUGGUCCCACAUCAACAUCAUUAUCCCAUUAUUAAGCAUGUCAUACCACUCUCGAUUAGAACAAAUACGGCUUCUCUAGAAAACCUGGAUACCAUAUAUAGCAGUGGUGUCUAUACAGCCUGUUUCUUCUUGUGACAAUUUUGGCAUUGCUCACGGUAGAAAAUAAAGCUACAGCUUAUGGCAAAAUGAAUCUUCAGGCAGAUUAACUAUUUGCUUUAAAGUAUAGAAUUUGGCUGUUUUGUUUUUAGAGAGUGCAGUAUACUUUUAGGUCUCUAAAACCCUUAUUCACCCUUUGUAACUUAAGCAAAGUUGAUUUAAGACACUGCUUCUUCUAAGUUUGGUUGUUCUUUACGAAGUUUGUACAUUUAUAGUAUGGAUACCCAGGUCUAUGUGAGCAUGUGGGAAGGUUGGGGGAGUGAAUGAAUGUGUGUGCAAUGUGAGUGAGCGUCUGACUGCUUCUAGGCUACUAAGUGUCAAUGGAAAAAAGAAAAUGUAUUCAAAAUAUGUAAGUCAAAAAUAGAAGGUGGAAAAAAAGAUUUAUUCUAUACAAAGCCUUGUCUGGACCACUUUAGAGAGACUUCUAUUUUUUUAACCCUUCUAUAAAUAUUUGAUGGCACUUGAAAUAUUCCUGCAAUAAAAUGUGAUUUGUGUAAAGAAAAAAAAAGAUUUUGUAAUGUGAAACAAUGAAAGAAAGUAAUGUAAUUUUCUAAAAAAAAAAUACAAACAAACAAACUUUGUAUUAUUUUCUUGAUGGAAUUUGUCUAUCUGUCUUUGGAAAACUUUUUAUUUCAUUGAAUGUGCCAUAGUAGAAAUACAUGUUCUUAAGUUUUUGACUAAGGAAUAGCUGUUUGUGUUCCGACAUUCCAAAAUGCAAGACAACAUAGCAGAGUCCUAAUUAAAAAGUUGAAUUAGUCUGUAAGCUUCUAUCAUUGUUGCUUUUUUGCACAUGUUCUUCAUUCCUCUAUAGUGCAAUAUGUACAUAGAGCACUUGCGGGUGUACCUUGAUCCCUCAGGGAAAAAAAAUACAUAUUUGUACAGGUUUUUUUUUUUGCCUUUUUUUCUUUUUUUUUCUUCUUUUCUUUUUUGCUAAGGAAUGUCGAUUGAAUCACUUGUUUAUUGUUGAGGGGCAGCCAGAUAAUUAUCCUAAAAGCCACUGUCUCAAACAUUUAUUGUUUAAAUCACACAUGUCCUUCUAGUACUUUUAUUUUUAAAAAAAUAAAAAGCUAUUUUCUGACAGUUCUUUGUGCUGAUUGGUGAAAAAAGGGUAAAUAAGCACCUUAUGAUUGACUUAACUGUGAAUGACAAUCCAUCUUGUUAUCAACAAUAGAAGCCCUAUCGUUUUUGGAGUUGGGGUUAAGAGUCAGAAACUAAUGUGCUCAGGGAUCUUCUAAAACUCUUAAAACAGGGUGGCCAGUACUACUGGGACAAAUUUCAUUUUUCAUUAUUAUUAAUAAUAUCCCUCCAAGGCACAAGUGAACUGCAUAAGAACAUUAGUAUGUAAACUAUUCACAUUUGUCUCGUUUUGUUGUCUGAAACCUAUAUUCUCUUUGGUCUUAUGUGCUUAAAAAUGGCAUAAAGCCGUGCCAUUCUGUUCUAAAGCUAAACGAACAUUAAGCGUAUUAACAAAGGAACAUCGUUCAGAGUUCCAUUGCACAAUAUUGUGUGCUAGUUCUAUAAUUAUCACGAAAAUGUUCAUGUCAAAUACAUUUUCAGCUUUCAACAAUGAAGAAUAUAUUCCAGAGUUUACUUAUGGAUAAAAUUAAAAGACACUAUUCCAAACAAGAGGUGAAUAACUGUUCUCUCACUCUUCCUCUAUCACUUUCUCUGUCUCUCCUCUCUCUACCCAGUCUAACCCCUUUCUCUCUCUCUGCUUUUCUUUCUCUUCCUUUGCACCUCUGUCUUUCCCCUAAUUCCUUUUUUUGCCAUAGAAGUAAAUAUUCAGAAGAAAGCUUUAAAUGCUCUAUAGACAAAAUACCCCAACGUAAGCAUACUUUGAGACCUUCAUAUAUUCAUUGGAUAGGAACAGUUAUACAUAGUAACUGCUUAGAGCAUUUUGGAGGAAAAAAACUCAUUGCAUCCAUGUCGUUAGAACUUAUUAAAUUUUGGUCUAAGGAAACAUGUUCUAACCACUUCGGUGUCAAAAUAUAGUAUAAUAGAAAACCUUUAAAACACAUUACAAGUCAAAUCCUCUCCCUCAGAAACACAAUGGGGACAAACGGUAAGAUUCUAAUGUGGUAUGUUCCAUCUGUCGAACAGUUUUUCUAUCCUACAAUGCCUGCCUUACAAAGCAAUUUUAUCACAUUGAAUUAAUUUAAAGAAACUCUUCCAUCGCUUAUUUUAAGACACAUGAAGGCUUUCCUCCCUGCAACAUAGAACAGCCAGACAUUUCUAUGUAACAGUUUGUUUCUGUUUGAUUUUUCUUUAGUGACAUCAGCUCUUGUUGGGCUCUCCAUUUAACAUCUUGUUUCAGCACCAAACUGCCAUUGCAGAUUACAAAAACCUUACACCCUCUUUUGAGGCAGGAAUCUGACCUCUAGAACUUAGAGCAAUAAUUACAUUUAGUCCAUAAAGGAAUUUUUUUUUGUAAUUCAACAUAAAAUGUAUUGGUCUAUGGAAUCAUUAUGGAAACCAUAUGUGAAUGUUUUAAGUGAAUGGCUAGAAAAAAAUCAGUAUUUCUAAUCUGCAUUUAGUUUUAUGGUAUAAUUAUUAUACCACAUUAACCUUUUCCAUUUUAUUCCUUGAAACCCUUUCCCAGAACACAUUGCAUUCUGCACACACCAUCAUCAUGUUCUUCAAGCAACAGCUCUAUGCUUUCAUUGUUCUUUGUAUGCUUCAUCUAAUUACUUCCCACCCGUUAUCCCAAUCAGUCUUAAUAUGGAUUAAUACAUUUUCUGUGGAGCUGAUUAUCACUGAACAGAUUGCAUAAGUAAAUGCAAGCAACUCAUAAGCAAUAUAGUGAAUUUUAUUUCACAAAAAUACAUAUGUACUGUAUACAUCUUUCUAAAUUCCAAAUUCUCUUCUCUGUUUUGGUUUGAAUCUUCAUGUAAAACAGUGGUAAAUGUUUUUAACAUUAGGACAUUAGCUGGCUGCUUCUUUCUAUGUACCUGUAUUGUCUGCCUGCUCCUUUUGUGGAGAUGUGUUUUUGUAUUGGAUGUUUGGGCCAAUGGGAGGCUUCAAGCUAUGACAUAUUUUCCCAAUUUAAAUAUAUUUAACAUAUGACAAACCCCAGACAAGGCUUUUAAAAUGUAUAAAGAACUGCAGUGUUAGGUGGUUUAUUUGCAAACCAUUUUCAAUGUUGUCCAUUUUUAUGGCACCUUUAACAAUAUUCUUGUUUCCAAAGUACAAAAAAAAAUAGGUUAAAAAUACUCUAGCCAUAACUGAAUGUCAAGCAAUAAAAACAAAUGACUUUUUGUGCAUAGAUUUUAAAAAAAAUACAAAUUUUAGACAUCUGCAUGUAAAUGCAAUCUUGUUUACUGCUUUCUUCAACUUGAGCAACUGAUUCCUUAUUUUCCUGCUAACUUAAGGACUUGUAAUGGCCUGUAAACAUUUUCUCUUACUCUUCUUUCAAAUUUAUCUUUGUCUCUGCUUUUGAGUCAUAAUAUUUAAUGUUGUUCUGCUCACCUCUAUACAGUUAACUUUUUGGCUUUCAUUCUGUAUAGAUAAGAAAAUGUUAUAUUAUAAACAGCCUACUCAGUGCAAAUAUUUAUCUGUUUAUCAAAUACCACAUUAUUCUGUAUAAUACCUGUUUUACUAUAUAAUCUAUUUUAGACAUAGCUGUUUAGAACUAGAGUGUGCUAUUUUUGUGUUUUUCUGAUGUGUGGUGCUAGAUAAGUUACUUUUGUGAACAAAAAUCCCUUUUAUUCCUAGACAAUACCACCUUUGGGUCUUGUUAAUUUCACUGAGUAUAACUAUAUAUAUUUGUAUAUAUAUAUAUACAUAUAUAUAUAUAAUAUAUAUAUCUACCUGUACCCAACUGGUACCUGUAUCAGAGUGCUAGAUUUGGGACAUGCUUUUCUCUUUAAAUACGUAGUAUCAUUAUAUAAAUUAUUCUACAGUGUAUUUAAUUGGGAUAAAAUUACUUCCUUAGUAUUGAUAUUUGGCAUCAAUAGAGUAAAUUUUCUUAUAAAUAUGGAUUAUAAAAACAGCAUUUUUUGUUUUAUAACUUGGCUUCAUAACAUUAUAUUUGAUAAGAUGAAAAAUAAUUUCCUGUGGCUUCAAGAACCCAAAGGCUCACUCUAGUUUAAAAAGCAAUACAUUUUUAGAGGCGUUCUUUUUUAAUUAAUAAAUUAUAUUUGGCAUCUGGUGCACUUAGCACCUGUUACAAAUAAGAGACAUUUGUAGAAAACAUUGUUGGUGGCUUGAAGGCAGAACAGACUUUCCAAACAAGAAGUCACUGGUAGACAGAUAUGUUUGUCAUCUAAUAAAUGUGGAUCUCAUUGUUGGAUAUGAAAUUUGCAUUAUCAGUCAAUUAUGUAAUGUUCAUUUUGAAUUAGUCAUUUGACACAGAACUAAUAACUCAAUUCUUCUUCCAAACCCCAUUGGCAGGUUCAUUCUUGAAAGAAAUAUAUCAAAUAUCUAACUAAGGAUGUAGUUAAACCUUAUUAAAUAUUUAUUAGAAUUGUUCUGUACUAUUACUGAAUUUAUAAGAUCUUUAGCAAAGAUUUUUGAGCAAUUUAUAAACCUAUAUCAGAUGUUUCUGUUUACUGCACUUUUUGUAACUGAAGGUGAUAAAUUCUAAUGUCAUGGUUCAGGCUUCCAUGCAUUGCAUUUGUACCCGCAAUCCUAGACAUUUUCCAUUUUUACGGAAGAUUUAUUGUUAUCAUAAACAUAAAUGCAAUUGUACAUGGUAGGCAGGUUUCAUGAUCAGUAGAAUGCUAAUAAUAAUUACCUUUCAAAACUCAAUUGGCUACAGGCUAGUGGAAAAAAAAACACAUUUUAAUACAAAUCAUGAGGCCGUUCCUUCUUGCUUUAGCUUAAAAGGAGACAUGGGCCUUUUUUACUCCAUUUGACAUCAUAGGCUGCUUAAGAGCAGGAAAUCUUAUCUUUUCUAUGUUCUCUGAAAUGCCCAGCACAUUGUCGGCAUUUAAUAAAGGUUAAGUAAUAAUAAUGGACUUGAUUGCAACAUUGUUUUUUCUGAAUUGUUUAGGUGUAUUUAUAAAGUAUACCAAGCCUUAUGGUUAAUAUUUCCUCCUACAACCAAGUGUUUAAAGUAACAUUUAAAAAUACCACAUUAAAUGCUGAUUAUGAAAGUGUGUAGGUCUAAGGAUGAAGCACACAAAUUUCACAAACCUCGCUGAGUCCCAGACUCAGCCUUCUGUAAAUAUUCAUGCAAGUACAAAAAAAAAUACUGUACCUAUAAAUAUCUGCUGUCUCUUUGUGUACAGUAUGUACAAACUCCUUUUUUUCUGCCACAAUGAAAAUGCAAGCCAUUUACAAGAAUCCUAAAAAAUAGAGUAUUGUACUAAAACUUUGCUAAUGAUCUUUAUUAGAGGAUUGUUUAAAUUUUCACUUACAUUGGGUCUUCUUUUAAGUUCACUCUUAAAGUAGUCGGCUUAUAUCCAGCUGUUUGUUAUUUUACUGAGUCCUGAAAAAAAAAGUAUUUUGAUUCAUUUUGUAAAUACAGCUGUAAAAAAGAGAUUUAAUGUUGUCUUUUAAAUACUCCAAUUUUCAUUCUAAUAUGAAUGUUGUUAUAUUGUACUUAGAAAACUGUACCUUUAAUAUUACAUUACCUUUAUUAAAAGUGCAUUGAACACAUCGAUUUUAGAUGUGUUGUUAUGUACGGUUAUCCUCUAAUAAAACUUCAGCUUCUAAUGGAAA
Molecule: messenger RNA, 10725 nt
Organism: Trichosurus vulpecula (common brushtail)
Lineage: Eukaryota; Metazoa; Chordata; Mammalia; Diprotodontia; Phalangeridae
Gene: RORA
Product: RAR related orphan receptor A
Exons: 10
Coding region: 208-1614 (468 amino acids)
Biological process (GO): regulation of transcription by RNA polymerase II; negative regulation of inflammatory response
Cellular component (GO): nucleus
Molecular function (GO): nuclear receptor activity; zinc ion binding; RNA polymerase II cis-regulatory region sequence-specific DNA binding
Source: RefSeq, a predicted model, not a curated record